This is a messenger RNA of Giardia duodenalis, 693 nucleotides long. RefSeq names its product Beta-phosphoglucomutase. The transcript has a single exon. Gene Ontology annotation, molecular function: phosphatase activity. Lineage: Eukaryota; Fornicata; Diplomonadida; Hexamitidae. The record is from RefSeq and is a predicted model, not a curated record. The coding region runs from base 1 to 693 and encodes 230 amino acids.
AUGAGCAGGCAACUUGGGGAUUUACUCGAAAACAUAAAGGCGGCAGUAUUCGACUUUGACGGGACUCUGGUCGAUUCGCAUAAGAUAUGGGCAAAAAUAGAUCAGGAUCUUUUCGAUCAACUGGGUCUAGUACAGCCCCCGAACUACGAAAAGGACAUUGCUGGAAAGCGUCUACCAGAGAUAGCUAAGUAUAUUAUUGAGCACUUCCAGUUGACGAAUGUGAGCCAGGAGAGAAUUCUGAGCUGCUGGGAGGAAAGCUAUAUGAAGUACUUUUCCAGCUCAGCACAAUUCAUAGAUGGCGCUGCCGAGUUUCUUACGUACUUGGCAUCCAAAAACAUUGCCAUCGGGAUUGCCACUGCUUCCACACACAAACUAGUAGAGCUGUUUUUCUCCAACCAUCCUGAAAUACGUGCACUGAUAAGUUGCGUAGUCACAUCAGAAGACGUUGUGCACUCUAAGCCAGCUCCAGAUGUUUUCCUGAAGUGUCUAGAGAGCCUAGGUGCUCAUCCCAGCGAGGGGAUCAUUUUUGAAGACUCUCUUGUGGGUCUUUCUGCAGCUACCAAGACAGGAAGCAAGGUGGUUUGUAUUCUUUCCCACCCUGAUGACCAUUUAGAAAAGAAAGAGCUGAGCCAGUUGCAAAUUAACUCUUAUUCUGAGUAUCUGUAUCAAUCUCGUACACUGGAGGAAAGCUGA